AUGGUGAGCCAAGUCGAUAAAACUCAGUCGGCUGUGAAACGUUAUUAUAACAUUAAUAAGAUUCUAAUGUCGAAGAUCGGCAUUUGGCCGGGCCAAAGUAAAUUCAUGAAAAUAUUGUUGCCGACCGUAAUACUGUCUUUUCCUCUCAGCAUCGGUAUUCUCGAGGAACGAUUGUUGUUUCUCAUCGAUUAUCAUUGGUGCAUUUUUACGCAUUCCUCGGAAGUGUCGAUUAUGCACGAUUACGCCACGGCAGGAAGAAAGAUGACAAUUGGUUACGCCGCUCUGAUUUAUAUAUUGAUGAGUCUUUACAUGCUAAUACCAGUGACUCCACAAUUAUUAGAUCUGGUCAAACCUCUCAAUAAAUCGCGCCCGUACAAGUAUCUGUUCGAUAUCGAUUACAGCUUUGAGAGAGAAGAAUAUUAUUAUUUCGUAUUGCUUCAUGCCUACAUAACAACUGUAUCGACUAUGAGUGUCAUAGUGAUAAUUGAUACGCUCUACAUGGCGUUUGCACAACACGCGUGCAGUCUGUUCGCAGCUGUUGGACAUCGACUAGAAAAUCUAACUUCGAAAAUACAUUCGAAAAUGAAGAAUCGUCGUGUAGGAACUACUGCCAAGUGUGAACUAGCAAAUAACAUGGAAUACGAGAAAGAUGACGAAAUCUAUCAUGAGCUAAUACUAAUCCUGAAAAGACAUCAACUAAGUAUUCAAUACGUAUGGUUGUUAGAUUCUUCGUUCUCACUGACGUCAUUUAUAUUGUUGUUUAUUAAUAUAAUUGUUAUAAGUCUUCUCGGAAUUCAAAUACUCUCGUUGUUGGAUCGUAAAGAGGAAAUGACCAGAUACGUGGCGAUGAGUUUAGGUGGUUUUAUGCAUCUUUUCGUUUUGAGCUACCCCGGCCAGAGAAUAAUAGACCACAGUUCAGAAAUAUUUCACAAAGCGUACAAUGUUCUGUGGUACAGAAUACCGCGAAAAUCGUCGCGAUUAAUAAAUAUGUUGCUUCACAAGUGCCUUACGCCUUGCACAUUGACAGCCGGCAAGAUGUACGUGCUAUCAAUGGCUAAUUACGCAUCGAUGGUGCAAGCGUCCAUGUCUUAUUUUACGGCCUUGUCAUCGUUCUCCUAA
Molecule: messenger RNA, 1119 nt
Organism: Pseudomyrmex gracilis
Lineage: Eukaryota; Metazoa; Arthropoda; Insecta; Hymenoptera; Formicidae
Product: odorant receptor 4-like
Exons: 8
Coding region: 1-1119 (372 amino acids)
Biological process (GO): sensory perception of smell; detection of chemical stimulus involved in sensory perception of smell
Cellular component (GO): plasma membrane
Molecular function (GO): olfactory receptor activity; odorant binding
Source: RefSeq, a predicted model, not a curated record